Messenger RNA from Melitaea cinxia (Glanville fritillary), 2134 nucleotides. RefSeq names its product spermine synthase (gene Sms). Gene Ontology annotation, biological process: spermine biosynthetic process. The transcript has 7 exons. The record is from RefSeq and is a predicted model, not a curated record. Gene Ontology annotation, molecular function: spermine synthase activity. Lineage: Eukaryota; Metazoa; Arthropoda; Insecta; Lepidoptera; Nymphalidae. Bases 150 to 1265 code for a protein of 371 amino acids.
UUACAGAAAGCUUUGACGGGCAGUUCAAAUCAAUGAAAUUGAAAUUGACUUCGUUCUUUACAAAGUGCAAACUCUGUAUUAUAAGUGUUUGCCGGUGUCCGUCCAAUUUCUAUUAAAUAAUCAAAAGUAUAAUUUCGGUACAGUGAAAAAUGUCAGUUCAAACUGUUUUAUUAGAUUUCUCUAUUGAUCCUGCUCGUCUAGGGGAUGAAAGUGGACAGAAAACUGUAUUCAGCCUAUUGGAAACGGUGCUCAAGGAUUAUGUUCCUGGUCUCAUCUUAGUCGCCGAUAUUAAAAUAGAUGGUGGAUCGCUGAAACUCUUAACAGGAAAAAGGGGUACAUCGGUAACUGUGCGAUUAUUUGACCGUGGGCUCGUCACAGUGAAUAUUGAAUAUUAUAAAGAAGAUAACGAGGAACCACUAAUCAGUUUCAAGUCGGCGAAAUUAUUGGAAAAUCAGCUGAAAAAAUACAUCACAGUCAUAAAAUCGCAAGCAUUCCCUGCAAUAAAACGUUGCCUAUUUGGCAGAUAUUACUCCACAUCAGACGAAAGACUGCUUGAAUAUGACAUCGACGCAGUUGUUUUCGAAGAAACAUCGUCGUUCCAAAAGGUUCAAAUCGUACACUCAAAAUCUUUUGGUAACAUGCUGGUGCUAGAUGAUUUACAAAAUAUUUCAGAGGCUGACCUUAUUUAUACUGAAACUUUAAUGCAAAGAGGUAAAGAAAACUACGAAGGAAAGGAAAUUGUAAUAUUAGGUGGAGGCGACGGCGCGCUUUUGUACGAGCUUCUAAAAGAGAAUCCAAAGUAUGUGUGGAUGUUGGAAAUAGACGAUCUUGUCAUGAAAGCUUGUAAUAAACAUCUCAAGUCUAUUUGUGGCCAUGUCUUGGAGAGACGAAAGGGGCCUAAUUUUGAGAUAAUCGUCGAAGACUGCAUGGUGACAGUGAAAAAGUUUCUGAGCGAGAACAAGAAGGUCGACUACGUGUUCGGCGACCUCACCGACAUCCCCAUCUCGGAGGAGACGGACGGCGAGCUGUGGGAGUUCAUGAUCGGCGUGCUGCGCGCUGCCUUCGACAUUCUGCGGCCCGACGGCCGGUUCAUGACGCACGGAAAUGGUGCUACAUCUCCCGAAUCAUUAGAGAUGUAUGAACAAGUCUUGGUAAAAAUGAAGCCAGCGGUGACAUUCACAAAGUGCCAGGCGUUCGUUCCGUCAUUUUUGGAAGAUUGGAUUUUCUACCAAAUAGCCUUUAAAGACCAAAGUGGCGAUAAUUAACGACCAAAGAAUUAUAGUGUUCCUUUAAACUAAGCUAAGUCAUAAGUUCCAAAUCGUAGAAAUAGUAGCCCCUCAGUGCAAAUGUAGUUAUUAAGUCCUUAUAUUCGUCUCACUAAAUACAGCCCGUAACAUGGUUAAGAACACUCUCACUCUACAAAGACCAAUGAUAUGGGUUUUUUUUUAUAAAAUUCUAUAAAACCUAAAACGUUCAACUACAAUGGGAAAUUUCAUAAAUGCACAUAAAUUUAAUAAAAUUACUUUUGAUAUUCUUUUUAAUCAUAGAAGAUAUUGGUUUUCCAUUUGAGUGUUCCAAUAGGGUUAUCAUUAGAAAUAUGGAGUAUAUGAAAAUUAUUUAAUAAAAAUCAUUUAUUUGGAAAAAAUAAAAAAUAGACAAACUUGUUGACUUUUUAUAAAACUUAUUUUUUUUCUAUAUUCCCAGACAAAUGGGGCAAUUAUAAAUAUAUUUACCCAAGUAACUAAUUAUUAAAUAUUUUGCUUGCUACAUCGAGAACUGUUAUGUUGCAAUAUUGGUAAUCCUAUGUUGUAAUCGGGUUUUAAAGUGAGGCAAGUGCCUUCUAUAUCAGAAUGUAGAUUUAAUUAACACUGUUUUAUUAGUUUACCGAAUUUAGUUCAUUAAGAACAUUAAUCCUUCAUUAGUCGUAAAAGGAAAACAUCUCAAAAUAACUGUAUUUGAUGUAUUAUUUUAAACGGGUAUUCAUUUACGUUAAAUCAGACUUGUAUCAAAUACAAAGAAAAAAAAAACAGAAUCUUUAUUAGUAACAUGUCCAAAAUGUUAAAAAUCAAUUAAAUUGAUAAUUAUAUUAUUAAAUCUUUUGCAUCUAUAAUGGAGUAAAAUGUCUUUACUGCAA